Daucus carota subsp. sativus is the source of this 1419-nucleotide messenger RNA. RefSeq names its product protein S-acyltransferase 11. The record is from RefSeq and is a predicted model, not a curated record. Gene Ontology annotation, molecular function: palmitoyltransferase activity. The transcript has 4 exons. Lineage: Eukaryota; Viridiplantae; Streptophyta; Magnoliopsida; Apiales; Apiaceae. The coding region runs from base 174 to 1244 and encodes 356 amino acids.
AAUUGGUAAUCGUUUAUCUCCUAUUUUCCAAGACAAAGUACCAAACACAGAAUAUAACAAAAAGUCUGUAGUCUACUUUCAUUGCAACUUCAAACUCGUAUCUCUCCAUAUUUAUCUGGGGUUCUGGCUUAUAACAAUCGCGGGGUGGCGGCACUCCUAUCGCUUGAAAUUUGAUGGAAUCAUCAAGUACCUAUCGACCACCACCGCCUGCCGCUGAUUGUCAGGAGCAUCAUGUAGCAGCUGCAAUUGAGGAUUUUGAAACAAUUUGCUGGGGUUGUGGCUUGCGGCUUAUCGUUCCAUCUCAUGCAUCCGCUUAUAUAUGUGGUUGGUGUGGAGCUAUAAGUAACAAGACGACCAGUAAAAAAGAUAACAAAUAUUUCUGGUGUAGACGUUUGCAAGACCGUUGUUUUGUCUGCCUCCUCAUUGUAUUUAUGCUCUUCUUGAUAUGUGGCGGUCUGUGGGCAAUAUAUCCAGUUGUUUUUUCCAUCAAUUUUUCUUUUGGCGUUUUUAACUGCUUCAUAGCAACAAUUUUGUCUGUAAGCACUAUUUCUAUGUACUGCUUUUCGGCAUUCCGGUCUGCUGGUUCUCCACCAAUUAUACCAUGGGGUAGCUAUCCUGCAGUUGGAAGAGGCGAUCUUGCAAAAUAUACGUUCUGUAGCUUUUGUUCAAAGCCAAAGUCUCCUAGGACUCAUCACUGUAGAUCAUGUGGAAAGUGUGUAUUGGACAUGGAUCAUCACUGCCCUUUUAUUGGUAACUGUGUAGGGGCUGCAAAUCAUCGAAGCUUCAUAUUAUUCCUCAUAUCAGCAGUGAUGAGUACUAUAUAUAUUUCCAUAAUAUCUGCGUACGCAGCCACCAAGAUUUGGCCAUCGCUAGAUUUCAGAUCUACACAUCUUAGCGACUUAGCUAGAAAAAACUUUGUUUUUGGGACUUUGAAGGGAGUUAUUUUUGCUUUCUUGAGAUCCGCAGUGUUUAUAUCCCCAAGAGGCGUGGUUCUCGUUUACCUAUUCAUUGCAAGUGUUGCACUGCAGAUUGGAUUAAGCGUCCUUCUCUGGCAGCAACUGUAUUUCAUAUACGAAGGAAAGACGUACUUGAGUAAUUUAAAGUCACAAUCCCUCGAAGAUGGAAUUGGUAACGAGGUCGAAGAAAAAGAUCUUCGAAAUAUUAUACGCUUCUUCGACUGCCCCUCUUCUGCAUCAAGAGUUCUUCAAAGUCUUUGGAGUACGAGGAAGAAACACAAGAAGUGAAUCCUAGAAGAGUUUCAUGUACACCUUUUUUAGAAGGUUUCUCUAAACACCAUUUUAAUGGAGGAUCUGUACAUUUGUUGUAGCAUAGCAAUAAACGAGCUUUUAGAAUCAGAAGCAAAACAUGGAGAUAUUACAGAAAUGUGCACCUUAUGCAUAUUAUUUGUUUUUCACAGAA